This is a messenger RNA of Plectropomus leopardus (leopard coralgrouper), 1936 nucleotides long. RefSeq lists its product as uncharacterized. NCBI's taxonomy places the organism in Eukaryota, Metazoa, Chordata, Actinopteri, Perciformes, Serranidae. The record is from RefSeq and is a predicted model, not a curated record.
ACAGACAAGAAGAAAGAGAAAAAGUAAACAGAGGGAAGGGGAGAGGAGAGGAAAAGCAAAGGCGGACAACAGGAAAAAGAGAACGAAGGAAGCCAAACUUUCUUCUCAAGGAUCAUUCCACCUCGUACUAUCUGGUCGAGUCAAAGCGCUCAACCAUGAGGCUGUAAAUCCCUCUUCCUUCUUUCCUCUAACAGAGAUCUUUCUUCAUUGCCUGACCCCAUGUCUCCCAAAGUGGGACCCACCACUCAAAGCACAGGCACCCACGUCUGGAUGCUUCUGUGCCCCCUGCUCUGUACUCUGGUCCUGGCUAGGGGCUCCACGCUGAGCCCCGAGGACUUGCAGAGCACAGUUGCCAUGUCGCUGCCAGAGGACACGAAUGGCACAACAAUCCAGCUGCAACCAGACCUGCAGACCGAAGCCCAGGUGCCAACGGACACACAGACAGAAGCACAGACAGAAGCACAGACAGAAGCACGGUCAGAGGCUCUGCCAACUCAGAGCACCACCAGCAACUAUACAGGUAUGUCCUGUAUCCCUGUCCUGCCACCACGCCGUGGCUCCUUUUACGUAGAAAGCGGCACAGGUGUGUCGAUCGGUAGCGUUUUGGCCUUCUGGUGCAGAGAGGGAUACCAGCUAGUCGGCAGCGACAAAAUCUACUGCAAUGUCAGGAAUGGCAAACCGCAGUGGAGCAACUAUCUGCCUGUCUGUGAAGCGAUCCCCAGACCCGAGGACCGUGGUCUGAGAGUGGCUGUGUUGGCUUCAGUGGUGAGUGGCAUUGUCAUCCUUGCCAUGUCCCUGUCCUUCCUCAUCUGCUGCCUGCAGGAACGAUCCAGUCGAGACCGAACCAAGAAGGAUGGGCGGAGCAGGCGCAGAGAGAAGCGUUCGGCCCGUCGCAGCGAGUGUUGGCUGGAGAGAGAAGAGGGAGAUUGGGAAGCUUUUCCUCCUCCCAAAAUCUUCCAUCUCUCCCAGAGAAUGAACCCCCGCCUGGCUCCUGACAGCCCCCUCUACCUGACUGGAGGGCUCGGUGGAUAUGAGAACAGGGGUUACCAGAGGAGUCAGGAGAGUUUGCUGAAGGCCUCUCUGCCUGGACUUUACCGCUCCGAGUCUCAGCUUUACCCACAUGUUGUCCUGCAGAGGGUUCCGACUCCAACAGCACCUUCUGCCCCUUCUGCUCCAUCUGCCCCCCUCUACCUCCACCUCCCUGCCUCCUCUUCCUCUGCCUCCUCACCAGCCCACACGAGCACCCACGGUCAGCCUCACAUCAUGCCGCAGUAUCCUACCCCGACGUACCCACCCAACCCUAACACAUCUGUGCCCGCCUACCCGCACCCAACACCAGCGCCUAUCUACCCCAACCCCAACCCGACACCACAGCGGCCAUGGCAGUAGCUACAUCUUCCACUUUUUAUGGAGGCCGCUGUGCCGUCCCUGCUGAAUACAUUGGAGGAACAGCUUCACAGCCACGUUUUGGAGACACAUGAAGUGUUUUUACUCCUCUUCAUCCCUGUUUUCUCCCACAGAAGGCUACAGAUGCAAUGUUCCAAUGCAGACAACAUGAAGAAAAAGUGUCAAAGUGGAAAUGCUGCCAGUGUAGAAGCUCCCGGUGUUACUGCAUGCUUGUUGAACUUCCCCUGCAUUUUGGACUAAACAGGACGUGAAAGCUGGAUUUUCUUUUUGUCUUUAAUUCUUACUGAACUGCUGCUGCUGCUGCUGCUGCACUCUCUGCAAGAGGAGUCUUGGUCUCUUUUAGCCGUCAGAAAUUACAAGAAAGCUUCAAGUAGCCGGUCGACAAGGGAACACAGGAAGUUUUACUUUGUGUUUUGAUGUUUAUAAAAGAUAAGAAGGAUUAUAAAGGACUAUGGUUGCCAGUGUUUAGGCAGCUCUAAUCUCAGCUAGUAAGUUUUUUAAAACUUUGCCGUUACAAAAAAAGAUCCCU